Molecule: messenger RNA, 1490 nt
Organism: Taeniopygia guttata (zebra finch)
Lineage: Eukaryota; Metazoa; Chordata; Aves; Passeriformes; Estrildidae
Gene: S100Z
Product: S100 calcium binding protein Z
Molecular function (GO): calcium-dependent protein binding; calcium ion binding
Source: RefSeq, a predicted model, not a curated record
AACUUUUAGCCUAAAAAUCUCUGUCUUCAUCUGGCCCUCCUUCCCUCUCUGGAGACUGGCCUUUGUUUUGACUCUUGUGCAAUGUCAGUGACCAUAUCUUUACCCCACAGCUCUCCUGCUCACUGCUAUGACCACUCCCCUGGAAGAUGCAAUGGACACCUUGAUCAGGAUUUUCCAUCACUACUCGGGCAAAGAAGGAGACAGAUAUAAGCUCAGUAAAAGAGAACUCAAGGAGCUCCUUACCAGAGAGCUCACUGACUUCCUUUCAGGCCAAAAGGACCCUCUCCUCUGUGAUAAAAAUAUGAAUGACCUGGACUCCAAUAAGGACAAUGAAGUGGAUUUUAAUGAAUUCGUAAUUCUGGUUGCAUGCUUUGACUGUGCAUGUAAUGAUUUCUUUGAAGAACAGCUAAAGAAGAGGAAUUUUAAAAAUCCCUCGGUGUGAAUCAAUCUCCUGGCCACAAAUGCAAGCAAAGCAUGCCUAGUUAGGUAGCCCUCAUUGGUGUUCAGUGAAUAACAAACCAAAAUUCCUCCAACUGUUACUGCUCUAAGACAUUUAUGGAGCUCAUCAGCAGCUGGUGUAAGCUGGACCACAGCCAGCUUAUACUACUUGAGAUGUGUAAUAUUUCCAGUCUUUGCACUCCAUGCAUCUGUAACAUGCCUUCAUCAGUUGCCCAGGUCAAGGGCUUGGGCUGACAAAUAAUUUGACACCAAUUUGAGACUUCCAUUUCUUCAAUGUCAGUGGAAAAUAAAGUCACAGGAAUGUUACUUAUAUACUUUCUGAAUGGAAAAAAUUGUAAUGAGACAUAACUUUGCAAGUUAGUUUUCAAUCAUUUUAUAAUAAUCUUAUUUUGCAGCUCAAAACUAGUAGGUUGUUUUUAGGCUCAGUUCUGUUUAUUUCUAAAACUUUGCCAUUGUUAUGGGUCAUUUCCUCCACGUCUCCAGCUUCAACUUUGUUCGUUUGGCAUUGCUGCAUCCCAGUAGUCAAUCUCUUCACUUGGCAUUAAAUUAAUAUGUUAAUAUCAUAAAUUAUUCAAGUACAUAAAAGAUUUAGUCAGCAAAUUGCUUGGAGGGCUGAUGGAAGGACUGGGUCUUUGGGGGAAAUGUGUAAAUUACUUCUGCUUUUACUACUUUAGCAUGGUUAAAAGGAAGCCUUUUAGGACCACUUGUGGGAGAUUUAAUGGUGAAAUUCCAGGAUAGAACUUUGUAAUGUGAGUCAUCUUAUGGAAAAAUGAUUAUUUCAUCUUACACUGAUCCCCACCCUGUAUGGAUGCAGGAAUUCCCUGAGCUGCAUGGCCAGGCAAAGAGAGCAUAGGCCAACCCCUCCCAGUGUCCUUACUCUUGGGUUGAGUUAAGAGUAUUUACACACUCCUGUUUGAAUUAAGCAUACUUCUGAAGCCCUGCAAGUCCUCAGUGGCAGAAUAUUGUGGCUUUUUUUCCUGCAUGGAGAGCUCUCUUAUUUCCUUGUUAUUUUCUGGUAACUUCAAACUAUA